Molecule: messenger RNA, 1647 nt
Organism: Nyctereutes procyonoides (raccoon dog)
Lineage: Eukaryota; Metazoa; Chordata; Mammalia; Carnivora; Canidae
Product: putative COBW domain-containing protein 7
Exons: 13
Coding region: 633-1451 (272 amino acids)
Cellular component (GO): cytoplasm
Source: RefSeq, a predicted model, not a curated record
GUGCUUGUUGGUUUGUUAUAAGUGUUUAUUGAUUAUAUUGAUUAUAUUUACAGCUCUUAUUUUCUCUUGUAACUGAAUUUCACAGUUUGCUUCUUUGUAUUUUCACAUAGAAAAUAACAUUAGGAUGUAUUAAAGUGUUUCUUGCUAUCUUACUUAUUUUCUUGUCUGCUCUAAUGCUUUGGUCCUUUUAUUGAGUUUCUAGUUUCUAGUCACAUUUCAUGUAUACAAAAAUUAUUAUUCUACAUUGAAUGAGUCAUUGGUCUAAUUUCCAAGGAUUCAACUUCUAAAAAUAAAAAUAAAUGACCAUCCAAAAGGUCAAAAGGCUUAUGCUGUGUUCUACCAGUGAUAGUUGUUUCCAAGGACAGUGUCUGUUUUUUUCACUAACAUACCAUAGAUCUUAGAAAAGGACUUGACAUACAUAUUCACUCAAAUAUUUGUUGAGUAAAUUAGGAAAAUUAAUACCUGUGCAGUUAAUUUUGUAUAUUUUAGUGAAUUAAAUUUUUUCUAUGUCGUUUACAACUUAGGUAUUUGACUUUGAGUCAAAUAUAUUAACAAAGCUAAAAUCAUGACAGAUUUUCUUGAACAACCAAAAUGAAAUCCAGGACAAUGGCCUUAGAGCUAUUGAGAAUUUGAUGCAGAAGAAGGGGAAAUUUGAUUACAUACUAUUAGAGACCACUGGGUUAGCAGAUCCUGGUGCUGUAGCUUCUAUGUUUUGGGUUGAUGCUGAAUUAGGGGUUGAUAUUUAUCUUGAUGGUAUCAUAACUGUUGUGGAUUCAAAAUAUGGAUUAAAACAUUUAGAAGAAGAAAAACCUGAUGGCCUUAUCAAUGAAGCUUCCAGGCAAGUCGCUUUGGCAGAUAUCAUCAUCAUUAAUAAAACAGACUUGGUUUCAGAAGAGGAUUUAAGCAAAUUAAGAGCAGCCAUUAGAUCAAUAAAUGGACUGGGAAAAAUUUUAGAAACACAAAGAUCAAGAGUUGAUCUCUCUAAUGUAUUAGAUCUUCAUGCCUUUGACAGCCUUUCUGGAAUAAGUUUGCAGAAAAAACUUCAGCAUGUGCCAACAACACAGCCUCACCUUGAUCAGAGCAUUAUUACGGUGACAUUUGAAGUACCAGGAAAUGCAAAGGAAGAAAGUCUGAAUGUAUUUAUUCAGAAUCUUCUGUGGGAGAAGAAUGUAAGAAACAAGGAUGAUGACUGCAUGGAGGUCAUACGGCUAAAGGGGCUGGUGUCGAUCAAAGACAAAGCAAAGCAGGUGAUUGUCCAGGGUGUCCACGAGCUCUAUGAUCUGGAGGAGACUCCACUGAGCUGGAAAGAUGACACUGAGAGAACAAAUCGAUUGGUUCUUAUUGGCAGGAAUUUAGAUAAGGAGAUCCUAAGACAACUGUUUGUAGCUACUGUGACUGAAGCAGAGAAGCGGUGGACAACACAUUUCAAAGAAGAUCAAGUUUGCCUAUAACAUUAGAAGCAUCACAGAAAUUAGGUGAUAAAUCAGGAGUAAGUUUCCUACUGAGUGUAUUUCAAGCAUUUCUUCUAUGUAUUUCUUCUGCUGUGGAUUCCAUUGUACUUUAAAAUAGUGUUUAUUUUAUGGAACACAUAAGAUGUAAGUACUUCAAACAUUUGACAUUCAUACAAUAAAAUUAAUGUCCUCUGAA